GUCCAAACAUAUCUGUCAUAGGGCCAGACACAUCUGUGCGGUGGUGGUCCUUCAAACACAAAACGUAUCGUCUAAAUGCAACAUUUCUACCGUGACAAUGCCUGUACAAAGUUUACCGAUUCGAGACUCUGCCUUCCAUGUGCGACUGCUGCAUCAAUACUUGAUUCUGCUGAAGAAUUACCCAAUUCUUACCAAAUCCGUGACGAGUGGCAUUCUCUCAGCAAUGGGAAAUCUUCUAUCUCAAGCAUUGGAAGCAAAACGAAAGGCCAAAGAAGGGACCCCAGUGAAGGAGAUUGACAUUUCAGGACCUACCCGCUUUGCCAUUUAUGGGUCGCUCAUUACUGGGCCUGUAAGCCAUUACUUUUACCAACUUAUGGAGGUGUUGAUGCCUACCACUGUUCCAUACUGCAUGGUGAAACGCUUGCUCUUGGAUCGCCUUAUCUUCGCCCCUGCGUUCCUGCUGCUUUUCUUCUUUGUUAUGAACAUCCUGGAGGGUAAGAGAUGGGAAGACUUCCAGAGCAAAGUGAAUAGUAGUUAUUGGCCUGCCUUGAAGAUGAACUGGAAAGUGUGGACCCCCUUCCAGUUCAUCAACAUCAACUAUGUGUCUGUAGAGUUUCGAGUGCUGUUUGCCAACAUGGUGGCCUUAUUUUGGUAUGCUUACCUUGCGUCUGUGAGGAAGUGAAGACUCCCAAGAUCUUCUCCCUGAUUACUGAAUGUAGAGGGCACAGGGUGUGCCUCUGCAGAACGUUACAAGGACAGGCCUGUGAAUGCCAGUGCAGCAAGCUGGUACAACCAGGCAGAUUGACUGGGGGUGAUGUGAAGGCCUUCACUCGCAUACUACAAAAGUACUACACUAAGGAAAUCAUAACACAUCUAAUGUGUUGCUCACCUGCAGAAUAACCGAUAACUAAAAUGUUCAAUGUUAAUUCGUACUACUGAAAUUUCCAAUCUUAAAUUAAUUGAAAUACUUGAGUAUCUUUGUGCCGUGGUGUAUUUUGGUUUGAACAAUGGUAAAUACAUGUUACCUAUUCUUGAAAGAUACAAAUGUAUAUUAUAAUUUAAGAUGACGCAAAUGUGCUGUAGGAAAUGAUUAUCAGUAACUAUUUCAACCUUGAAUGCAAUUCAUUUAACACCAUAUGAAUAUGCAAUGUUAAGAUUUAUCAGACCAUGAAGCAUUGUGUAUAUUGCUGACAAGGCUGGCCUGUAGUUUCCUCAUGUGGACUGCCUUCAGUUUAGUUUGAGUCUCAACUCAACUGUAAAUGUUGUUACUCUUUCUGUCUCUAUCAGGCCAAAUAAGGGAGCAACAGCACAUCGGACUGAAACUGACAAAGUAUUUUACAUCCUGAUGCAUUUGAUUUAACUGUAUUUUAUAAAUGAAAGCAAAAACCA
Salvelinus fontinalis (brook trout) is the source of this 1389-nucleotide messenger RNA. Its product is annotated as peroxisomal membrane protein 2-like. Gene Ontology annotation, cellular component: cytoplasm; membrane. The record is from RefSeq and is a predicted model, not a curated record. Bases 98 to 682 code for a protein of 194 amino acids. Lineage: Eukaryota; Metazoa; Chordata; Actinopteri; Salmoniformes; Salmonidae. The transcript is spliced from 5 exons.